Messenger RNA from Clunio marinus, 211 nucleotides. Lineage: Eukaryota; Metazoa; Arthropoda; Insecta; Diptera; Chironomidae. The record is from the annotation of a GenBank genome assembly.
AGUGUUGUUUCGAUUGUUUUUGCCUCAAGCACGUGUAGAAUUUUCUGUCAUUUUUUUGAAGCUACACAAGAAAGAUUUUCGCGUGCGUUUUACGAGAUUUCAUCUCACUUGUUUAAGCGGCAACUCGCGAAAUCAAAUGCAAAUUAAUUCUAAGAGCGUUUUGACUGAAAUUAAAAAUCAGUUUAUUUUCAAAAGAUUCUUCAUCAAUUGA